AAAAAACAUUCACUUACACACACUGGAGUAACUAGAGUGUAUUCAAAAAUCCACGAGCUCAAUAUCAACACGAAAGAGAAUUUAAGAAUUUUUGAGUUAAAAUUUUCGUGUAAAUUAUUUUUUUAAAUAACAAAAUAUUCAAAAUGAAGUGUCUAGUGGUACUGAGUGUCGUUGUUUGCUUAAUUAGUGCAAUUACAUGUGAGAAAUGCGAAAAACCAGAGGUUACUUCAUCGGCAUAUGUAACUGAAGAUGCAACUGUCCUCACAAAUGUUGCAUUUACGACACAAUUUACAUUAAAAUGCAGCAAUGGAGUCAAAGAUAUUUCUCUUUAUGCUGAAUGUGAAGGAAAAACUUUACCAGCUGUUCGUUUGAGUGCUGAUAAUAAAUAUCAGGUUUCUUGGACUGAAGAAAUAAAAAAAGUUCACUCAGGUAACUACGAAGUUAAACUUUACGACGAGGAAAGUUACGCCGCGAUCAGAAAAGCUCAUCGCAACAACGAGGACCCCUCGACUGUCAAGCCCUUGGCUGUUGUCAUUGUAAAGAAUCCUGGAGUAUAUCAAGGACCCUGGAUAAACUCAGAACUCUUGGCCGUAGCUCUCGCUGCUCUUGUUUCCUACGCAGCUUUUUCUUCAAAGGCAAAACUUCUCGCUUAGUUUUAAAAACUGUAUUUAGAUUUUAAUUUAAUUUUUUUUUAUUAUUAGAAUAUUUAAAUGUUUUAAUAAAUCAAUUACUUGAGAUUUAA
Molecule: messenger RNA, 742 nt
Organism: Microplitis mediator
Lineage: Eukaryota; Metazoa; Arthropoda; Insecta; Hymenoptera; Braconidae
Gene: Tapdelta
Product: translocon-associated protein subunit delta
Exons: 2
Coding region: 144-653 (169 amino acids)
Cellular component (GO): endomembrane system; membrane; endoplasmic reticulum
Source: RefSeq, a predicted model, not a curated record